GAGUGGACACAGCCUGGUUUAUUGUUGAUCUCGAAAACCGGUUUGUUCGCGUAGCUUGCGUUUGCAUGAUGAUAAAAUUGUAGAUAAUCGACGGCAUGUAGACUGCGUAGCCUUGAACCUCGAGCGUGCAAAUCGUUUACAUUCAUGGGGGAUCCGUCACUGUCAACAAUAGAGCCGCGCGGCGCUCGCGUGCUGCACCCAAAGCCAAGUUUCGUGUCGGCAUAAACUGACACAGUCUCACAUUCUUUUUGAUCGUUAUUUUGCAUCCUAUCCAUGGCAAUACUGUAACGUCCGCUGUGAACACAUCGUUUGCACGGACGAAGGCGUACACGAGAUGAGCGAAUGAGGAAAAUUAAUCGAGGUCAGUUGAAAGGGAAUAACAAAGAGAAGCUGCGUUGUCUGCAGUCUCGCGAGCACCCAUUAGCGGAAGCGGCACGCGGCUGUAACGUUCAGUGUUUCUGUUUGACAUUCGAACUUCGCAGUUUCGCUCGAGUCGGUUUGGAGUAGAGCCGUUGGUAGCCGACAUUUACCCAUUUUGGGGAAUUUGGUCGAUUUUUGUCAACUAAAAAAAUCAUAUUAUUUAAAAAAAUGAGUGUAGAGACAUUGGGUUAUACGCAUCGCGUCUGUUAAACGUUAUUUUCAAAACGGAGCUCGCGCGUCAGGGGAAUUACCGGUUAAACCUGGAGUUGGUCGUUUUAUUUUCACUCAUGAGACUGAAAAUGACGACGAGACUUAACGUUAUGUGAAUUUGAAGGGUUUAACUUUGGCUCAACCUUGGGAUUGAAAGUGAUCAUUACAUUUAUCAGCAGGCUACUGUCCUUCCCCUCUCGAUGACCCCUUAAUGUGAAUUGAAUGUAACCCUUAGUUCUCUACAGAAUGGGUGAACUGGAAACAAGGGCUCCUGUAUAUUAUCGUCAACAGCAUAUUUUGAUCUGUGCAUGGAUCUUGCGUUACUUUUAUCACAGAGCACUCCCUGUGAUUCUUUCCAACACUUUGUUUUGCAAAAGUAUUGACUUUAUCUGAACUGGAGUUUGGAGAAUAUAACUUGGUUUAAGGUUGAUUCGUUACCAUAUUAUCAUACUCAGGCCUUUUCUGUGGUUGCAUGGAUAGUAUAUAGGGUUUGACCCAACAGCUCACUCCACUCAGUGGAGAAAUGUCUGAAAAUAUCACCGACAAUAUGGUCAAGUUUCUGUCCCCCCCUCCGAGGAAUGUCAACGGCUCCAGCUCAGACUCGCUGGUGGGCGAGCAUCUAGGUGUGGAGGUCCGACGCCGGCACCACACCAUGGAGCGGGACCUGCUGAGGGCAGAGCAUCGAUUCUUUCGACGCAGUGUUAUCAACGACUCCAAUGCCACGGCCCUGGAGCUGCCCAGCAAGAACUGUAUCCUAGCCACCCCAGCAGACUGCCCUGCUCCAGUAUCUGAACCUCCUAUCCUGGAAACCAAAGUCGCACCACCACCUGCACUCUCUGCGGAGAUGGUUGCAUCAGUAAAGAAGAACAUAGAUGGAGAAGGAGAUGGUAUCAGGGUCGAGGCAGCAAUAGAGUCACAGCCAGUGUUGAUUGGUUCCACCGUAAAGGCCGGACCGCUUCUUUCUGCAGAACCGCCAUGUUUGGCUGCGUCACCAAAGUCUGGAGAUAACGUUGAUGCAAAAUCCCAAGAUGAGAAAGAUGAAGAAGAUAAAGAGAAGGCGAAAGCCGAGGCUGAGAAGAAGGAGCAGGAGGACAUUGAGGAAGUGGAGACAAAGGCAGUUGGGACGUCACCAGAGGGGCGCUUUUUAAAGUUUGACAUUGAGAUUGGACGUGGCUCUUUCAAGACCGUCUACAAGGGUCUGGAUACCGAAACUACUGUGGAGGUGGCAUGGUGUGAGUUGCAGGACCGCAAGUUGUCCAAGACAGAGCGACAGCGUUUCAAGGAAGAAGCCGGAAUGCUGAAGGGCCUUCAACAUCCAAACAUAGUUCGCUUUUAUGACUCCUGGGAGUCGUCAUCCUUGAAAGGGAGGAAGUGUAUUGUCCUGGUGACUGAACUCAUGACAUCUGGAACGCUCAAGACGUAUCUGAAACGGUUCAAGGAGAUGAAGAUCAAAGUGUUGCGCAGCUGGUGCAGACAGAUUCUGAAGGGUCUGCACUUUCUCCACACCAGGUCGCCUCCCAUCAUCCACCGGGACCUCAAGUGUGACAAUAUCUUCAUCACCGGCCCCACCGGAUCAGUCAAGAUCGGAGAUCUGGGUCUGGCUACCCUCAAGAGGACUUCCUUUGCCAAAAGUGUCAUAGGUACUCCUGAAUUCAUGGCGCCUGAGAUGUAUGAGGAGAAGUAUGACGAGUCAGUGGAUGUAUAUGCCUUUGGGAUGUGUAUGCUGGAGAUGGCUACUUCUGAGUACCCGUACUCCGAGUGUCAAAAUGCGGCUCAGAUCUAUCGCAGAGUCACUAGCGGGGUGAAGCCAGGCAGCUUCGACAAGGUGGCGAUUCCCGAAGUAAAGGAGAUCAUCGAGGGUUGUAUACGUCAGCUUAAAGAUGAGAGGUAUUGCAUCAAGGACCUCCUAAGUCACGCCUUUUUCCAGGAGGAGACGGGGGUUCGUGUAGAACUUGCUGAGGAGGACGAUGGAGAGCUGGUGGCUAUAAAGUUAUUGCUUCGCAUUGAAGACGUAAAGAAACUUAAAGGGAAAUACAAAGAGAAUGAGGCCAUUGAGUUUUCAUUUGACUUGAAUAAAGAUGUCCCAGAGGAUGUUGCCCAAGAAAUGGUGGAGUCUGGCUAUGUUUGCGAGGGAGACCACAAGACCAUUGCAAAGGCCAUAAAGGACAGAGUAUCCCUGAUCUCCCGAAAGCGAGAGCAGAGAAAACUUGUAAGGGAAGAGCAGGAAAAGAGGAAGUUGGAGCAAGAGAGGGAGAUCCAGGCUCAGAAUGGGACACAACAGCCUGGAGUUCAGACUCAGACCAUUGCUAAACCCCCUGGGCCUGCCCUGGCUCCAGUUAUUUCUGAGUCUGAUGAACAUGAGGCUGAACAACACCAGCAGAUACAGCAGCCGGGAGCCUCAGCUUCUACUAUGGGGUUUGUGGACACCCAAGGGCCUAUAAUUGUUCCCGAGCCUCAUACUGUUCAGGCAGGCACAUCUUUCAGCUCUAUACAGCCUGACCCACAGCCACAGCUGCCCACACAGCACACCAUGACUCAUCCACAAACCACCUCACAGCCCCCAGUGCAGGCUCCUCUGCAGCAGUCUAGCGGUACUUUGACCCCGGGCUCUAUCCCUCAAACUGUAACUGCAGUUUCACCACAGGUCAUGGGUCAGCCAACCACUUUGAACCCUGCCGUUCAGCCUGUUGCCCCCCUGCAGUACCAUCAGCCAACUCAGGAUGGCAGCACUGCACCUCAGACUGUCACUUUACCCCAGGCUCUGCAAGGCCCUCAAGUGUUACAGACAUCUUUGAGCGUGUCCCAGCCACAGCCACCGGAGCAGCCACAACCUCAAACAACUCUUGUUCCAGCCUCAACAGAGAGCGGCCAUUCUGAUCCUGCAUCUGGUCUGAGUGAUGGAAAUGAAGGCAGACAUGAGGGGCGCUCCAUGAAACGACCACAACGCCGCUCCGUGCGCAGUCGCUCACGCCAUGAAAAAAUGGGCAAAGCCAAACUCAAUGUCCUGGAAAUUUCUAAUAAAGGUGACAGAGUGGCUGAAUGUCAGCUAGAAACCCAUAAUAGGAAGAUGGUGACAUUCAAGUUCGAUUUAGAUGGAGAUAAUCCUGUUGAAAUUGCUGAAAUUAUGGUUCAAAGUGAUUUUAUCUUGGAGACUGAGAGGGAGUCCUUCAUUAAGCAAAUUCGUGAGGUCAUUCAGAAGGCAGAUCGUGAAGCUCCAAAAAACAGCCAACAUCAGGUGAUAAGUAAUUUGGGCCAGCAAAUACCUCAAAUUUCAACAUCCAAUAUCCCUACAGGUAUUCCGCCUAGCAUAGCAGCACAAGUUGUUCACUCAGCAGGUCGGCGCUUUAUAGUAAGCCCAGUGCCUGAAGCACGCCUCCGGGAUCCAUUCUAUGGCCCACCUUCAGCCAACACAUCAUUUGAAGACUCUGCACCAGUGUCCGAUUCCACCUCAGUCAGCAGUGUUCAGCAGGACCAAGCCAACUUGGUCCCUGGUUCUACCCAAAUUCCUGCUACUGGAGGUUUUGCUUCAGAGACCAGUAUUCCUCCUGAUUCUCAGUCAUCAUACCAGAACCCUGUUCAAUCUCUGCCAGCCGUCGCCACUCAAGUUCCUACACCUCCAUCCACUCAACAAACCAGAACAGGACGGGCUUCGCCUUCCCCAGCUCCAGCUGAGUUACCAAUCCAGCGUCGAAUGUCACUUCCAACCCCGACUGCAUCUUACCAGAUUCAACAAACAAUAGGUCAGCAGGUUGACAGUGGUAGCUUACUGGUCCCAUCUGGUGGAGAACAACCUCUACCCAGCAUCCAGCAGGUGCAAAUCCCCUCUUCUGUCCCUGUUGUAACGGGAGACUGCGAGAGCGACUCCCAAGGGAAGCCACCUGGUAUCGAAGACAUUCAUGCUCUGGAUCAAAAACUACGUUCCCUUUUUAAGGACACCUCCCAGAGCUCCUCCAAUCAAGCUGACGGAUCUGGAGAGACAUGCUCACCACCCAACACUAUCAGUAAUGCUGGUUUGUCUCUCAGUUCCAGUGGAAACUUUGCAGCUGGUGCUUUUGCCUCUGUUGGACAGGCAGGAACCCCAACAAGCUUUGCCCAGACACCAUCUGCAGAGCCAUCCCCACAAAGACAACAGACCUUGGUGGAUGUAAUUCAACUUGAUGGAAUAACCAACCCUGAUGGAACGUCCAAACCUGAUGGAAUAACCAACCCUGAGUCCAAACCUGAUGGAAUUACUAAACCUGAUGAAAUGUCCAAACCUGAUGGAAUAACCAACCCUGAUGCAAUUACUAAACCUGAUGGAAUGACCAACCCUGAUGCAAUAACUAAACCUGAUGGAAUGACCAACCCUGAUGAAAAGCAGCCAGUGACAUCAUCACCAGACAACGGGUUCAAACUUGGCCGAUUUCAGGUGUCUGUGACCAGCGAUCAGGACCUAAGCAGUGCUCCAGAUCCACCAGUCGUAAAUUCAUCUUCCUCCAUCACUCCCACUUCAACAUCGUCUUCCUCCUCUUCAUCGCCAUCAUCUCUCUCUAGCCCUGAAAACACUGUUCAUAAAUCUCAGACCUCGCCUAGGCCAAGCUAUGAAUCCAUUCCAAGUACCACUACAGUAGGUCGUUUUCAGGUGACCUCCAGCACUGACAUCAAAGUAGGCCGCUUUUCGGUGACCACAGCAGAAGCGAAGGUUUCCACUGUAAGCUCUGCUGAGGGUCUGGAUACCACUAAAGAGUUUAAGAUGACCCCUAACAGCACAUCCAUCACCAAUCACUACCUCAGCAGUGACAACGACUCUGAACCAGAGACCGAGGGCUUGAAACGAGAAAUGAACAGACUCAGGGAAAGACACUUGGCUGAGAUCCAGACAUUGCAAAAUAAACAGAAAAAAGAGAUUGAAGAACUCUAUAAGCGUCUGGGCAAAACUCCACCCUCUGUAGUGGUUCCUCCUACCAUAGCCAUGGCAGGAGGCAGGCGGAGACCUACUAAGGGCAAGGGGAGCAAAUCAAGCCGUACCAAUGGCACUCAGGCCAGUUCUCUUCAACAAGGGAACAAAGCAAGCAUACAGAGUGGUCAAAGUUCAGUUAACCAGUCAUCCACUGGGAACAAAUCUUCUGAAACUUCUGUUCUAAGCUCAGAUGUUCAUGAUCAAGGCAACACGAGCCCGGUCAUAACAGAGAACGGACAGAGCCAUGACCAGGACCAAGCACCUGCUGCUAAUCUGCCACGCAAGGGCACAUUUACAGAUGACCUCCAUCUGCUGGUUGAUAACUGGGCCAGGGACGCCAAGAACAUGAUGCCACAGGUGAAGAAAAAGAACGAACAAGCCCAUGAUAUGUUGCCACGCAAAUUCUCAGCACCAGGUCAUCUCUGUCCUGUGGGUGGCCACAUGCCAGCCAUCACCAACCCUGCAAACGGACAGAAGGGUCCAUUAUGUAUGAACAAUCCUCAGUACAGCUUCACCUGCCCCAACUACAACCCACAGCAGUGGCCUCAGGUGGGUCCGCUGACAUCCACAACCCCAAAUGCUGGACUGCAGCAGGGCGUCCUUAUUCCCUCAGGAACCCACAAAUCUGGAAACACCUGCGGGUCGACCAACCUACGGACCACACAAGCCAGCUGAACCAGGUGUAGGAGGGAUUGGUACAAUGAAAGCUGUGCCUCAUCAGGGUGAUCUCUAAUGGACUGGUCCUGAUUUAUCUGAUAGUUUACAUGGACUGUAUAAUGUGACAAGAAUCUGACCAAACCAGCUAUUUAAUAGCAACGACGAUGGAAUGGGUUGGAUUGUCGAAUGUGUACAUUU
This is a messenger RNA of Misgurnus anguillicaudatus (oriental weatherfish), 6424 nucleotides long. The record is from RefSeq and is a predicted model, not a curated record. NCBI's taxonomy places the organism in Eukaryota, Metazoa, Chordata, Actinopteri, Cypriniformes, Cobitidae.